UACUGUUUUCUACUGUUCUCUAUCUGUCUUUCACACACAUUAAUCAGCCUCUCCCACUUUCCCUCUCUCUUCUUUCUCAUUAUUUGACACUUUGUUAUCGUAUUUGUGGUCAUUUUCCUCCUGUUUUCCUCUUUUAUCACUCCCUUUCUGCUGCUCACAUCUUCUCAAAGGCUGAGGGACUCACAGGACGCAGUAGGACAGGUUGGACACCAACACAUUGAUGGAGAAUGGCAUAUUUGAAACAUAAUAUUCCCUUUGUCAUCUCUCUCUGGGCGAUCUUGCUCUGUGUAGCCCUAUUGACCCUUCCCCUGGAGGCAGAUGGACUAAAGAGAAGCCUGUAUGUUUGGAAAGCAGGUGUAUGGGGUAUAUGCGUAGCCAGUGAUUGCGGUUCAGUCGGGCUUCAGAACCGCUCGGUAUCGUGUAUCCAUUCCGAAGGCUGGAGCACACAUGAGUCCAACUGCUUUCCGUCUGAACGCCCACCACACCAGCGAGUGUGUGUGCAGAUGUGCGAAUGGCAGAAGGAUCUGUUCGAAUGGCAUUUGUCUCCUUGGGGUCCCUGCACCCCGACCCCUUUCCUCCCAGCCAAUCGAUGUGUGACCGCCCAGCGUGGAGUACAGAGCCGAGGUGUGCUGUGUGUGAAGCGUACUAACGGCACCGCGGUGAGCCCUCGUAUGUGUGAAGCUUUCUCUUCGGCACCCGAGCGAGAGCAGGCGUGUUUGUUGCCCUGCCCUAUCGACUGCGUCGUCUCCGCCUUCUCUCAUUGGUCCACCUGCAGCCGUACCUGCGGGUCGGCUCUCCAGCAACGCACCAGGCACGUUCUGGCCGCACCCCUUUACGGAGGAGCUGACUGUCCCAGUCUUACCCAGACACGCCCGUGUAACUAUGACAACACUCACCCAGCCCAAUGUCCAUCUGACCAACAGGAGUACAGUUACAGUUUAUGGGUAGGGCCCUGGAGCCCUUGCAGGGUGAAAGGAAAGGCACCCAUUGGAAAAACAACAGUGGACUUUAGUUUUGGGCUGGAUUUGACACAAGCAGGCAAAGGUUCGUACUUCGUCAAGCGGCAAACUGAAAAUGUUUAUCGCCAAAAUCACAAUGAUGAUAAAAGAGGCCACAAAGCAUUGUGGGAAAUCACAAUCGGCUACCAGACCAGACAGCUUCGUUGUACAAGGAGUGAUGGAAAGAAUUCGAUGCUUAGCCUUUGUGACCAUGACAACAACCCGGUGAACUUUCGAUCCUGCGUGAUGCCCAGAGACUGCAAAGUGUCUGAUUGGUCAACAUGGAGUCCUUGUUCUAAGACCUGUCGAACAUCCGACCAAUCACCUGGCUUCAGAAGUAGAUACCGCACCCUAAUGAGAGCAGCUAUUGGUGGAGAGUCAUGCCCCGCACUGGAGGAAACACAACGCUGUAAUAUUUUGGAAGACACACUGGCAUUUUGCGCAAGGUAUGAAUGGAGCGUGACCAAAUGGAGUCCAUGUCAGGUUACUCCCCUUUUGAGUCAACAGGACCAUCGCCAUAGCAACAGUAGUGUCCUGUGUGGAGGUGGGAUCCAGACCCGAGAGGCAUAUUGUGUCAAAAUCCAUAACAACACAGCUCCAUCCCAAAUCAACAGGCCUGUUAGGAGGAACUUGUGCACUGGACCUUUACCGCCCUUGGCUCAGUCUUGCUCCAUCCCCUGUCAGAAACAUUGCCCCCUUACACUAUGGUCACCUUGGGGACCUUGUCUCCAUGACAAUUGUUUAGAACCUCAAGGGAGGAGAGGUUUCAGGGUAAGGAAACGUUCUGUAAUUACUGAGUCUUGGGUAGAGUCACACAGUUGCCCUCAUAUCACCGAAGCAAUGAUCUGUGAUGACCCCAUCUGCUUCCUGUGGCGAGUGACAUCUCAGGGGCCCUGUGUUCCUCACAAUGGAUCAUGUGGCUCAGGAACCCAAGAACAGACUGUUGGGUGCUUCUCUGUCACUGGUGAGUCGGCCCCUAGUGAUCGAUGUCCAGGUGAUUUUACUCCGGCCCAGCAGACCUGUGAGAUGGCCUGUCCAGAAGACUGUGUGAUGGGAGAUUGGGGUUCCUGGUCUCCAUGUUCACAAUCUUGUUCCAGUAAACAUUUUGAGGGAAGGCAGACUCGCUCUCGCACUAUCCUGGCUCUUCCUGGGGAGCAAGGUAAGCCAUGUUCUUCACGAUCUGAGUUGGAGAAGUGGAGACCCUGUGGUACAAACCCUUGCUCAGUUUAUUACUGGGAUACUUCAUCUUGGGAGCCUUGUAUGCCAGACUCUAUCACAGAUGGGAGUGAGAGGAACAGCACAGGCCAGAUGGAGAAUGAAGACGCCUGCGGCACUGGAGUGCAGAUGCGCCAAGUCACCUGCAGAAAAGCUGGCAAUGGACAUGUUUUACCAAAACGCUGCCCUGAGUCAUCUCGCCCCGAAUCGAUCCGCUCUUGUGCUCUACCUUGCCAAAUUGACUGUGUCGUCACACCUUUUAGUGAAUGGAGCCCCUGUCCCACAUCAUGUUUACCAGUGAAUGAAACGGUCUCAACCCAGUCUCGUCACAGGAUCAUUAUCCAGAAACCUGCUAAUGGAGGUCAGGAGUGUCCAGACACUCUUUAUGAGGAGAGAGAAUGUGAGCCGCCUCCUCUGUGUCCUGUUUACAGAUGGCAGACCCACCGCUGGCAUCAGUGCAUUCUGGUACCUGAUUCGGUGAGACAUGCUGUGGGCGGACCCACAGAGCCAUGCGGGAUUGGCUUAGAGUUAAGAGACGUUACUUGUGUCGGUGCGGAUGACGCUGCAGCAGAUAUUGCCGACUGUAUGAGGUGGGCAGGUGUGAUGCCCGUACAGGUGAGGGAGUGCCGGGUGGCAUGUAAAAACGAAUGCACCUUCACUUCCUGGAGCAGAUUUACCCAAUGCCAAGGCUGUGGUAGUUGGCGUACCCGAAACCGAUCCUUGAUAGGUCGCAGUAAAAAGCGCUGGCGUUGCCAACAGCAAGAGUUGUUUCCUCUCCAGGAGAAAGAAGCCUGCCCCUGUUCUGAGUUUUACACCCAACCUCAGGGUCCCUGGUCGCCCUGUUUGCUCCAUCCAAUAAAACAUCAAGCUGGGCAUCCUUUCCUCCAAGGAGUUUACCAGGAAGGCCAAAAGGCCGUCCAGGACUGGCAAACUCAGAAAAGGAACAGCGAGUGUGGAGCUGGCAAGCGUUACAGAGCCCUAGCCUGUCUGGAUCACAAGGGACGAUUGGUGGAACCACAGCUUUGUAGCAGCUCUGGUUAUGAAGAGGAAGUCUGUCACGUGCCUUGUUCUACAGACUGUAGGUUGAGUGAGUGGUCUAACUGGUCCACCUGCAGCGCCUCUUGUGGUGGAGGUGUGAAAGUUCGCUCUCAGUGGCUACGAGAAAAACCUUUCAAUGGAGGCCGACCCUGCCCACAACUCAAUAACAAAAAUCAGGUGUCUGAGGUACUGCACUGUUACUCUCAGUGCAGUCAGUAUAUAUGGGACGUGACCUCCUGGUCCAUGUGCAUCAUCCACCCCAUAAACACUAACAAUGCAUCAACCAACACAACACCAGGCCGGCCUAUGUGUGGAGAAGGACUACGGACGCGCAAAAUCCGCUGUGUGAAAAUGGGAGGACAGAACCAGAAUGAGAGUGUGGACGACUCGCUGUGUGACCAAGAGGAGCAGCCAAUCACAGCUGAGACCUGUUUACUGCCUUGCCCCACCCACUGUGUGACCUCAGAAUGGAGCCAAUGGACCAAAUGUUCUGUGGAUUGUAACGAUGGUGAUUUGAGGUGGAGGAGUCGAAGUGUGUUGAGAUGGCCAGAAGGAGAUCACAUCUGCCCUGAUCUAAACCAAACUCAAGCCUGUAACAAUGUCACCUGUCUUAAAUACUCAUACGUAUAUUCAGACUGGAGUAGCUGUCAGAUAGGUGAAAAUGCAGUAUGCGGCAGGGGGAUUAAGACACGACUCCUGAACUGUGUCCGCAGUGACGGAAAGCUGGUGGAACUGAGCAUGUGCAAAGAGUUGGGUCCAUCACGAGGAAAGCUGUCUGCCCCCUGUGAGGUGGGCUGUCCUGUAAACUGCCUGCUUACAGAGUGGUCCAACUGGUCAGAAUGUUCACACACCUGUGGAAACCAAAGUCAGAUGACGCGCUCCAGGGUGGUUUUACAGUCUGCUGGAGAGGGAGGUCGUCCGUGUCCGUCUCAGCUCUCACAGACUCGCUCGUGUCCCAUCAAACCCUGCUACAGCUGGAGGCUGGGGAACUGGAGUCCAUGCAGGGUCGAGGGUGCUGACUGUGGUGAGGGUGUAAGUCGGAGGGAAAUGUCCUGUGUUGUGCACUGGGGUUCUCUUUCAGGUCCUCCUCAGCCGGUCCCUGUAGAUGACCAUUGGUGUGUGGUAAAUUCCCAGAGUAAAGGGAGUGAGAUUGAGUUACAGCAGCCCUGCGCGAUCCCUUGCCCAGGCGAAUGUCACCUGGCCAAGUGGUCCCCAUGGAGUUCAUGUCAGCUGCUGUGUUUGGAUGGGCGUAGUUUUGAGACGUGGGGUCGACAGGCUCGUUCUAGAGCCGUAGUCACACAGGUGGCGGAGAACCAGGACAGCUGUCCAAGCCAGGUCUAUGAAACACAGCCAUGCCAAGGUGGGACCUGUCUCAGUUAUGAAUGGAUGACUGGUGAAUGGAGGCAUAACCGCAGACUGGUGUGGUGUCAGCGCUCUGAUGGAGUCAACGUCACGGGAGGUUGCAUCGCCCAAAACCGGCCCUCUGCAGUGAAACAGUGUCACCCUCCAUGUACCAAACCCUUUUCUUUUUGUACACAGAGUGGAGUUUGUGGUUGUGAGAAGGGCUUCACAGAGGUCAUGUCCUCUCAUGGUUUUCUGGACUAUUGCACCAGAACUCCAGGAUUGGAUUAUAAGAAAGCAGAUGUGAAGACCAGCGCAGGACAUGUCAGACCAGAACACGCUCGAAACAAGAACCAGAUUAAUGAUUGGGCGCUACAGCCACUUGGACCAGACGGCCGUGUAAAGCUCUGGGUUUAUGGACUGAUGGCUGCAGGGUUCAUCUUGAUUCUGCUUCUCAUUGUUAUGUCCUUCAUCUUGUGUAAAAACCCUGAGGAAAGUCCCAGCAGCACUCCACAGAAGACAAUGACUUACGAUGAUGUGGACAUGUGAACUCUCAUUAACACAGUGUGUAUGCAAUACUAAAGCAAUCUCAAGUCAGACCACAACACGGAUGUUUACAGCACACAAAUAGAGCCAGAUGACAGAAAUUGCUGACAGGAGAAUUAAACACAGCGAAAGGAACGUGGUGAAUGUUAUACCCUGGAAAUGGUUUGUUAUCAUGCAUACCAUGGUGAGAUUCUGUGCGUGUGUGUGUGUGUUUGUAUCCUGUGUAUGUAUGUUUAUGUGUGUACGUCAAUCAUAAAGUUUGUGUAAUGCUCUUAUUACCGGUAUGGAUCAACGUGGUUUCAUAGAACCUUGCAAAAACCUGAGCAUGCAGAUUUACAGAAAUCGGGCCUGUAUGGGGUAGCUUUUGACAUUUUUUGGUCAAAUUGUAUAUAUCUGUAAGUACUCUCGUUUUGUCACAGUUCUAACAUGUUUAAAAUCAUUUUAUAAUCACAGAGUCUGUGCAGAAUAGGCAAAAGAAACUCACACAUUUUGUCUGGACCAACUUAGUGAGAAAUUGUCCUUUGAACCUUUAAAGGGAUAGUUCAUCAAA
This is a messenger RNA of Paramisgurnus dabryanus, 5688 nucleotides long. It is a transcript of the gene thsd7bb, whose product is annotated as thrombospondin, type I, domain containing 7Bb. Gene Ontology annotation, cellular component: plasma membrane. Gene Ontology annotation, biological process: actin cytoskeleton organization. The record is from RefSeq and is a predicted model, not a curated record. NCBI's taxonomy places the organism in Eukaryota, Metazoa, Chordata, Actinopteri, Cypriniformes, Cobitidae.